CGGUUCAUUUUUGUCCCGCGAUUGGUCAACACACCGGAUGAUUUGAUGACACAGAUGACACGAUUGGCUGAAAGAUUUGCCAGCAGGAAAAAAAGGCAGUCGAUUGGUUACUUUUUGCCGAAUGUGUUUAGGUCCAUCCUCUAGUAUGUCAAAUCGGCGUUUAACGUGAUGUUAGCGCUCUGCGUCAUUUCAGGCCACAUUAAGUCCAACCUGUCUCUUAGCAGAUGUUUUACUCCAUAUUACUCCUUAUAUUUAAUAUUUUUGUCGCUCCUCCAUUAAGCCUGGGAGCUGUGCGUUAACAAUUGUUGACUACUUCAGCUUCAACGGGAGUGACACUAGCUACAUGUGACUAAACCGGCUAAUGAGAAGGAUUGAAGUUUUCCGAGGUUAUUUGGCUGUGGUGUCAAGACUGUUUUUGUAUUUUUGAAAACAUGCACGUCACGGACUGCAUCGUAUCUGCCCCGGGAAAGGCAAUUCUCCAUGGAGAGCAUGCAGUUGUACACGGAAAGGUUGCACUUGCUGUGAGUUUAAAUCUGAGAACAUACUUGAAGUUGAAAGCCACCAGCACUGGUAAAGUUUGCAUUAACCUCCCCAACAUUGACACCUUCCUCUGUUGGGACGUGUCUGAGCUGAAACAACUUACACCAUAUUCAUGUGGCAAGCAGUGGGAUGAGGUGAAACGUCUGGAUGCUGAAUUUGUAAAAAGACUGCGUGAAUUUCUCGGUGUGGCAAAUGGAAACUUAGGUACUUGCAGUAUGGCCACCUUGGCAUUCCUCUACAUGUACCUGUCCCUCUGUCGAUCAAGUGAGCUGCCAAGCUUGACGGUGUCUGUGUGGUCAGAGCUGCCUACUGGUGCGGGACUGGGCUCGAGUGCUGCCUACUCUGUGUGUUUAGCAGCAGCUCUGCUUUGUGCAAGUGGAGCCAUUCCCACUCCCCUCAAAGAGUGUGACCACACUGCUAGGUGGUGUCAGGAAGACCUGGAGCUAAUCAACAGCUGGGCCUUUCAAGGCGAGAUGAUCAUCCACGGUAAUCCUUCUGGAGUAGACAACGCUGUAGGGACAUGGGGUAGCAUGCUGCGUUUUUUGGCUGGGAGGAUCAUACCACUGAGCAGGGUGCCCUUAUUAAGAAUUCUCCUCACUAAUACCAAAGUGCCGCGUAGCACCAAGGUACUUGUUGCCAGGGUGAAGGACAAAAUUAACAAGUUUCCUUCUAUUAUGACCUCUGUGCUGGACUCGGUUGAUGCCAUUUCCUGCACUUGUGAGAAAGUCCUUCUAGAAAUGACGACUCAGCCAAUCACAGGGGAGCACUAUAAUAUUUUAGAGGAACUCAUUGACAUCAACCAGCAUCAUUUGAAUGUGAUGGGGGUGGGACACCCAGCCCUGGACACCCUGUGUCGGGUCACGCUCGCCAGAGGCCUCCACAGCAAGCUAACAGGAGCAGGUGGAGGGGGCUGUGGCAUCACUCUUCUGAGACCAGAAACAGACUCCCUUGUGGUCCAGAGUACAAUUCAGGACUUGAAAGACUGUGGCUUUGACUGCUGGGAAACAAGUAUUGGCGGGCCUGGUGUCCAAGUGCAUUCUCCCCUCUCUGUAAAGGAAGAUAUUUUAGGAAUCUUAAACCAUUAUUGACACUCGCCUAUGACCAUGGAUGUGCAAGUGGAUCUUUGACAGUCACAAUGCCUGAGGUAUGCAGCACGACUGCAGCAGUUUUUACACAAAGCAAUCAUGGACAUUCUUGACUGAUAAUUGAAGAAGGACAACAUUUAAAAAUGUCAAAGAUAAAGUUGUGGCUCGUCUCCAUGAUAUCUAAGGAUUUCCACACUGAGUGAGUAUGUUUUUAAUGGAGAUUUCCAUCAGAAACAUGUGAUUGACAGUUGUUGAUAAACACUGUUCAAAGCAGAUCACAAAAACUGGUUGGCAUGCUGUGGCAAACGCUACAUGUGUGCUGUGUCCCAAAGGGUUGCUAACUCUUGUAUUGAGCCGACAACAUUUUGUCACGUAUUGACGCGAAAAUCAAAACAAGUCUGUUAAACUUAAUGGAUUCAGUUUGCCAGCUUGAUACUGUCUACACCAAUUGAUGCCAGCGUGAUCAUUCCCUUAUCAAAUGUAUUGCCGUUCGACUUAUCUUGCAUCUUUGUUGGCCUAGCUAUUAGUGCCCUCAGCUAGCUACUGUAGCUAGCUUGAGUUAGCUUGUUUUUAAAAGCUAUAAUUAGAUAUCAUGUUCAUGGGGUAUGUACUAACUUUUUCAACUGUCUCUGAACAAUUUUGCUUUCUUGCUGUCAUUAUUCUAGUUAUGUCUUGGCCUCAAUACGCUAUUUGUGUGUGGUUGUUUAUAUAGUGUCCAGCCUUAUGAUGGUGAUACUAUAUCAGCUGACCAAAACGUCAAAGAAUAUUUGCUUCAACUCUGUCAAGACUUUGUACCCGUUUAUAUAAUGACCACAAAUAGCAUAAAGAUGGCGGCCGCAAUGAGUGGAGAUAUGCUUGAUAAAUAAAGUAGUGUACAAUUUUUAAAUGUUGCCAGUCACAAAUAAAACACAAAUGGAUUGGACAACCCUGCAACCGGCACACUGAAUUAAUUCUGGUUUAAUUUAAGCAAUUUAUUUGUUAUCUUGAACGAAAAAAUAAUUAUUGAACAAUUAAUUCCCCAUGUAUUCAUACAAUAGCACUCCAAAACAUGCAUUUAAUUAAAUUCAGGUUUGGGUCAAAUAGUACAAAAAUGGUUUGACACAAAUAAAGACCAAAAAAUUACAACACCCCAAAGUUUAUUACCUAUGUGCAAGUGGCCCUUGGAAUUGUUUAACAGUGCUCCUGGGCAAUAUCACAUAAAUAAAUUGAAAAAUCUGCUGUUUAUCAAUUUGAUCGGUGUCUGUGUCGACCGAUCUCACUCAUGGAUUAUCGGAAUCGGCAGCAUAAAACUCUGAUCCGUUUGUGUGCCUCCUUCAACUAAACAACUGAUGGGUAAAUUCACAUGUAAUAAGCACAUUUGUCCACUAGAGAACGACAGAGUAGCACAAAUGUCUCUUAAUGGCGCGGCAAUAUGAAUGAUGUCCGUACUAGUGCAGCACUUGCACUAUUUAAUUUAAUUUAGAAAUAAUUUGUUUUAGUUAAAUACAAUCUGUUCACUUUCAGUUCAAUUAACUUUCUGAGUGAAUCGUAAUGGAUUUCUUUCCUGCUCUGAAUCAACACUUCUCAGAAUUUACAAAGCUGUUUUACUGUACUUAAAAUAUGAAACAAGUGACUAAUUAUGACACUUAUGCCAACUCAAUAAGAAAAGUAGCUAUUGUCUGACCUAAAAGUCACUAGGUGACACCAUUGACUAAUUUGCAUAUGAUGUAGAAGAUGCUGUAAGGAAAACGGCAUAACCUCAUAGGAAAGGCAAAUGUGAGUAAAAACAUCUUACAUUUAUUACGUUUCGAACUACAAAUAAACCUCUUUCUUGGUUUGUUUCAAAAUUAAUUCAAAAUUGGCCAUUAGUUCAUCAAAAUAAAAUAUUUAAUAUUUCAUUUUGGCGAGUGCCUGUAAAACCUUGACAGCGUAAUAAUUGCCUCCAAUCGCCACCUUGUAUUUUGCAAUUAAGAUGACUUGUUUCAUGUAUCACACAAUGCUCCUCCUUUCUGGCACAGUGACAGAUAAACAACUGAGUCGGAAUGAUGCUUGAGUGUAAUGAGUAGUAAUUUAAUGAAGAUUAAUAAACAUUUACCUUUUAGAUCCUCCUCUGUUAAACAGGGCGAGAUCCACCUUGGUGACAUGGCACCUUACACAUGCCUGAUUCAUGGAUGUGUAGAAAAGGAAGCUGACAGUGCACUGACAGCUUGUGACCGCUAAAAACGUUUAAUUGGUUUAAAAGGUUAAUUGCUGACUCCAAAUUGUCUAUAGGUAUGAAUGUGAGUGUGAAUGUGCCCUGUGAUUGGCUGGCGACCGGUCCAGGGUGUGACCCGCGUCUUGCCCAAAGACAGCUGGGAUAGGCUCCAGCACCCCCGCAACCCUUGUGAGGAUAAGUGGUAGAAAAUGAAUGAAUGAAUGUUCUUGUAUACUCGUCAUCGUCCCGUAUCUCUCAGCAUCAUGAAUAUCACAGAUAUGCCGGAGGUAGCAUAUACGGACGAUGGGUCUGUUCUGGAAUAUUCACGAUUUGGAAAAAGAUCAUUGUGGGAUUUAAAGUUUCUUAAAUGUCAUGAAGAUUAAGUAGCACAGUGUACGUGAAUAAAUGACAUUGUCACUCUCCCUCCGUAUCUGCCUGGUGCCCGCUCUGUCCUUUUGGAUUGUGUCAUCUUUAUGUUCAGGGCGUACCCACCCCCCUCUUGGCAGUGCACUGCACAGUUGCCCCUAACCCCUGCUGGAAUUUAAUUACCACUGCACUUUUCAAUUGAACCACCAUCGACGAGGGGCAAGAGCGACACACCAGAGCCUGUUUCAUUUGAAGCCUCUUUUCUGUUUUAUUCUUACUUUUUUUUUUUUUUUGCUCCUGUGAGGCACAGAUGUUUUAUAUAUAUAUAUAUAUAUAUAUAUAUAUAUAUAUAUUUUUUUAUCAAUGUCAACGCCUGCUUCUUUCUGCUUUGAUGAAUAGAAAUCUAAGGAGACUCUGAGAUUAUUUCAGAUAACAGAGUGUGCAAAGGGGGUCAAGGAUAGACAGAACAUGUCAGAAUGGGAGAGAUUUGAUUAAAAAAAGUGCUGUCCAAGGAGUAUGAAAGUAUUGGGGAGGGAGGGGGUGAUACUGGCUGUGUAACAUUGAAUGUUAAAUGCAAUUUUGUGCAGCUGGAUCAGAAUCACCAUUGUUUAAUUCAUUUUGUUCAAGCUGCAGAAAUUAAAUGUUAAAUGUGAAUUUGUAGAGUGGUCAUGCUCACCGGGGGCGCUCACCCCCCUGGCCCCCCAGUGGAUGCUGCAGAGCUUGUCAGGACCCAUUAAGUUUGACUACACAACAGGAGCUGACUGACAACAUGUCAUGUUGCUGAUGACCGCCGGUUUUACUAACGGGGGCAUCAGUGACUUCCUGCAGAGAGUGUUUACAUGUGCGACUUAGGACUCUGAUUCACAAUAUAUUGUCAGCCUGAAUUAGCCAAGACAGCAGUUUAAUAUAAUAUUACACAGCUACAGUAACUUUUGCUCCAGUGGGACUAUAGGAAUGUGCUCGGCAGGGUCCAUUUUUCAUAAUGACAGGAAACAUCAUGAAGAUCUUUAUGAUCCUCCUAAAGGUGUUUGCCCUUCCAGAGAGGGCGGGGAAUAGCAGAUUCACUGCCAAGACACUCGGAGUACUUUGUUUGAGGGCUAAAUGUUUGGCUCCUCCAGUUAUAUUUACAGCAAAUUUUUUUUGUAGGAUUCCGCAUUUGUUUCUCGAUUGUUUUUUUUGAUAGUUGACCUAAUAAAUUACACAAAAUUACAGUCGUUCAGGAGGAAUGAACAUACCUAACCCUAACCACUACUCAUCCACAUUAGUUCUUUGUUAGUUCCUCAGUAACUACUGUAUUUUUGUGUCUAAUGGGAAACUAUAGACAGAUUCCAGCUGGGGAAUCCUUUAAUCAUCUUUAUAUGUGGUUUAUUUUUUCAUAGAACAAAUGAACAACUUACAUUUUUCUCCUUCCUUGCUCUAUCAAAGCAUAGUGCACCGUCCGCUAAUGAGUCUUUCAAGUACAGCGUAUUUAGAAAAAAAAUAUAUAUAUAUAUGAUUAUGCAAAAAAAUGUUGCAUGUUCCGGAACUUAGACAUGAAAGUGAGAAAUACUGUUGAAUUGUUUACACCCCCAGAUCCUGGUCUGAGUUUAAAAAAAGAUGGCGUCCUCCAGUACUACAGAUUCUGUCCCAAACUUUUCUGUAUCUGAUACACGGUAUCAAAACAACUCUCCUCAAUAUGCCGCACAUAAAAAUUAAGAAUCAUCAAGUGUUUGAGCGUGCAUUAAGUUAGCGCGUUAAUGCGGCAUUAAUGGAAGUUUCCUUUAACGGCGCUAUAUUUUUUGAGGUGCAAUUAAUGUGUGCGUGUCCUGUUUGACACUUGGCCGACCCUGUAGUUGUCAGUGUAGGUUCAAGCUGGAGCAAUUAUUGAGGUGAAAUGAAGAAAGGGGUAUUUUGAUUGGUCAAUUUAGCUUCAAAGCCUCAUAACAAGACAAAAAAUAUUUGUUUGAUUGAAACUGUCACAGACUAUGUCGUUCACUUGCCAGAGAGAAGCGAGAAGGUACUGAAGCACUGCAGGUAUUUUUAAAUUCACAUUUACACAUUGGUGCCUUGGCAUACAAGUGUUAGUGAGCUCAUUUUUUGCUUGGAACUGCGAGCUAAAAUUUGGUAGGAUCAGCUAGUUAAUAAGGACAGGCAUAGCCCAGGACCUUAACGUUUAGGAAUCUUGUCAUUUCAGUGCUACCAUUGUACUAGCCAUCGACACAUCAGUAAAACAUAUGUACAUUAGAGCGAUCUAAUUAUUCCCAUUUAUGAUGUAUUGUGUAAAACUAAGAGUAAAAAUAUUAACAUUACAUGUUAUCAUCGGUGUACUUGUUAAUGCAUGAUCACAGCAUGUAAAUCAAAUGAUAAAAUGUUGAGUUUUUUUGUAAAUGUGGUCAUGUUUCAUAUAAGGAUUGUGGGUCAUAGGGGGAAAAAAGUGCAGUUCCUCUUUAAACAGUAUAAAUUGAGUCUCCAGGUUUAUGAUCCAACUUCCAGCACCAUUAAAGUUACUUUCAUAAAAAGAAAGUAGAGGUGAGCUAUUUGUGUUUUAUGUGAUUGGCAACAUUCCAAUUGUAAUUUAUUUACAAAGCACCUCCACUCAGACAGUGUGCUCAUUGUCUUGCUAUGCUAUUUUGUGCUCAUUUGUCUUUUAAAUAUAGGAAUGUCUGAAUUGAAGUUAUAAAAUACAAAGAGUUGAAGCAAAUAGUACUUUGGAGAGCUACAGUAUUCACAAUCAGAGGAGGGGGGGCAAGAAAACAGAGUGGGUUGCCGACCAAUGGUCUAGCCACACCUCUUACCCACAGUCAGCUGGGGUAGGCUCCUGCAGGGACCAUGCACAGCACAGCAACAUUUUAAAAUUUCAUGAACGUCACGUUCAUGAAAUUUUAAAAUGUUGGUCCUGAAGAGGAUAACAAGAAGAGAAUAAUCUGAAUGUUUUUGUAGUCACCUGGCCACAUUCACAUCCAGGCCAACUGUCAAUACUGCCGCUUUUCCUCUUGAACUUCGUUAAUAUCCCCAAAUUUCCCUCCGCAUCUAAAUCUAAAUCAAUCUAAACUGUGUGAGAAAACUGCAUCGUUUGCUGGUGUGGCAAUGAGUUUCGCCGAUCUUGGUUGUUGUCGCUUCCUGUAUGUGGCUCCCAUUAGACCACCGACUGCCACGCACACACAAACACUCAUUAGCCGCCACCCGACCAAUGAUAACUCACCACACCCUGCUAUGUGUCUGCCCCCAAAUGCCAUGCAACGUGCCGCCCCGGCGAGACAUUUUUCAUGUUUAUAACACUCCCACAACGAAGUCCCACACUGGAGACAAGCUUGUUUUGGCAUUGUGGUUCUCACUAGAGGGUUGUUAACUAUUUGGUGACGUUUCCUCCUCUGGGUGGGCCUUUUAAGGCGAUGCAGUGAUGAUUCCACAUCAAAGCCACCUAAGCAAUACAACAGUGUGCUGCUGUUGCAUUAUAUAUCCGUCCAACCAUUUUCUAUAUGAUGGAACCUAUCCCAGCUGUCUUUGGGCAAGUGGUGGGGUACACCCUGGACUGGUCGCCAGCCAGUGGCAGGGCACAUAUAGACAAACAACCAUUCACAUUCCCAUAUUGAAUAUGGUAAUUAAUAUGGUAAUACAUGUGGAAAUAUUAGCGUCGCCAAUUAUGUUUUUGGAAUGUGGGACGAAACCAGAGUACCUGGAGAAAACCCACGCAUGGGGAGAACAUUCAGAAUCGAACCCAGGUCUUCCCGAUCUCCUGACUGUAUAGCCUACAUGCUACAUGCUACUUGUCCUCCGUGUGGCCCUGCAUUAUAUAUACUGCAUAGAAAUAUACCGUUUUCAAUGCAUUUGGCUUUCGGGUAGCUAUUAAAGUCAACCUGUAUGACAUUUCCAUGUAUUUUAUUGUCGUAUUUGGAAGAAUAAUGUCACAUCUACAUUAAAGACAUUACACUGGCUGUAGAAAGUCAUGGUGUGUAAUAAAUGGUUCUGCAAAUUAUAAUAUUGGCGACAUGCUGACAAAACACAAACUGGCAGGUGAUCCAACUCAGUGUGCAGGCACAUUCGAGUCAGCCUCACUUGAUCAUGAAAUGUGAAUAUUCAGAAAAAUAAUUUGAUUUAUCCAGAAAAUACAUUCAGAAUACAGUUAAUCCAGUUUUAUUUAUACAGACAUAUAAAAAUUUAUUUUUUUAAUUUUUAUUUUAAUCAUGAUUGGUGAGGUGCUUGAUUGGUGCACAGGAAAGGGGAAAAAACAGGAUAGAAAAGGAUAAAAGGAUGAUGGAAUAGAGAGGCAAUGCAGUUGUGAGUCCAUGUAAAUCACUACAUCACCAUUAUUACUCGAUUUGUAAAGUAGCAAAGAAAAUAGGUGUUGUUUGUUUUACAAAUCUUACAAAACAUGUUUCACAAGCAAAUAUUCUCCUUUCCUCUAAGAUUUCAACCCUCAUGUUGGUUGUGUAUCAGGCACUUUGCUCUCAAACUAGUGAAUAGUCCCUCUUGUGUUCUCUUGCUGUAAACAUGUACAGCCUGUAACACACUUUGACUCCGAGUCCUCGGUCCCUUCUCCAUCAUGGAAUUGUAUCAUGUCAUUGUAUUGAUCCUGUAAUUGAUUCUGAGAAGAGGGUACCUGCAACACACUCUGUCAUCCUUCAGUGCCAUGAGCGUGCCUGUUUAAUUGUAGACUAAAGCGCUUUUCUUUCUUGUUGCCUUUGAAAAGACUCAUUGAUUUUUACAGCACCCUUCAUCCUUGCUCUGGCACACUGUUGGAACAAAACACCCGUGUAGAAGGGGUCUAGAAUGUGGAAGUAUGAACCUCUUCUGUUUUAGAUGAAACAAGCAAAGAGCAUUCAGUGCCUUCUCUUAGCCCACACUUAAUUUUCAAUGUGUACUACAAGUAGUUUUUGCUAUUUAAAUGCACUAUAUGUGCGGUAUAGCACCCCUUUAUGGCUCUUGUGUGAGAAGCACAUUUUACUCUGUUGCAUUUAAUAAUGCACAAGCAGUAAUCUAUUAUUUUUAGUUCUUUCUUAUUUUUAAGGCCAGGCUUCAAAGAAACGGGCACAUAAAUAUAUUCAGUGCACUUGGGUCUAUAUAGAACAAAAAUAUUCUAAAUGAAAUUUGAUUUGCAUUAAUUUGAGAAGCAGCUUAUCCAACAUUCAUACUUUGAACUUGCUUUGAAUUAGAAAUAGGUUCUCAUCAUUUCGCUGGGAUUGCAGCCAAUUCAAUGGAUCUUAUUUCUUUUUUCUAUCCUCAGAGGCUCAGGGAGGAGGAGGAUGAUCUGAAAAUGUUAUCACAUGACAGUGUGUGAUUGAUGGACCAUUAAAACGUCAGCCAGAUGUACUUAAAGCCAUCGCUUUUAGGUUGAUAAAUCAUGGCACAAAUGGAUAUAUAAAGCUGUUAGAAACAAAUAUUCCCAUCUCCAGUUAUUUGCAGUCACGUUAUAAUGGAUGCUCUCGCUUGUCUAUCUCACUUUCUGCAUGUUUCUUCCCUCGCCCCUUCACUUUCUCUCUCGACCUCUGCAGUCAUGUAAUUACAACAGGACAGGUAUGUGUGUUCAUAUUUCAGCUGCUGCAUGCAAGAUAACAUCUAAUAAUCCAAAAGCGUUGCAAAACUGGUAUCUCAUCGCUCAUGCAUUAUGAAUGAGCCGCUGAUUGCUUUUUUGCAUAGAUUAGCAAUCAUUUCACUGAAAAUGUUUCAUAAAAAGUCUGCUCGGAGGGUUGUGUUUCUUUUCAGAGGAGUUGAGGUGACACAUCCCACUUCUUUGUGUGAGAUAACUCCGAUCAGGUGAUAGCACUUCUCCCCUUACCCCUCUGCUUCUUUUACUUUACUGCUCAUUUAUUUUCCUCUGCAUAUCAUCACAAGGGUGGGAUAAGUGUGAUUUUGAGCCCACUUUGCAACUGAUUGCUCACUUAGUAAAUGCAUCCAGUGUGUUUGCUGCCAAGGUGCUGCUAAAUACCACAGGCACCAAAGUAAACAUGUGCAAGCAUGAUCACAUGGUCUCACGCAGAUUUAUCAUCAGACAAUCGUCUCUGCUAGUAUGGAUUUUCAUAUUUGAAUCUGAUUUGUUAGAUUUUGUUCAUAGUUGGAUAACGGUCAAAUUUUGUAAAAAAAAAAAAGGAGAUAACUAUCCAUCCAUCCAUUUUCUGUACCGCUUAUCCUCACGAGAGUCACGGGCAUGCUGGAGCCUAUCCCAGCUAUUUUCGGGCAAGAGGCGGGGUACACCCUAGACUGGUAGCCAGCCAAUCACAGGGCACAUACAGACAAACAACCAUUCACACUCAUAUUCAUACCUAUGGACAAUUUGGAGUCGCCAAUUAACCUAGCAUGUUUUUGGAAUGUCACAAAGAGAUGCCUGAAAGUGGAAUCGAACCCAGGUCUCCUAGCUGUGUGGCCUGCACGCUAACCCCUCUCCACCGUGCAGCCUUGGAUAUAAAUAAACAGAUUUAAUUUGCAACAUUUUCCACCUCAAAGAAAAAGGUCAAAACACUCAGAUAAACAAAUAAACAUGGUAGGUCUGCAACCACAGUACCUUAAUGUAUUCAGUGACACAAAAAGAAAGACAAACAAAACCGAAACAUCGUCGCUGUCGGCACACAUCAGCAAAGUGCAUAUAAAAUAGGAACAACAUAGCUUGGAAAAACAACAACUUACCAAAACUCUCAGUUAGUGGCCUAUUUUCUUGCAUUAAAAUUCACAGUCUGGAUAUAAAAUGAAGUUGGUGUAACAGCCUUACAUGUUUUAAAGGAUACGCCAUAGUGGUGGUUGCAUUUCAGUUUGUGGAGUCAUCUUUAACCUUUUCAAAAUACUUCCACACUUAUUAUUUAGUAGCCAUUAUGAGUCUGUUGAUAUUGACAGUCUUCCUAGCGCUAACUUCCUAAGUUAGUGCUCACCUCAGCUCCUUUGGAUUGUGCCACUGAAGCAGGUAGUUUUAUUAGUGUGUGGUAGGGUUGCUUAUCCUCACUAGGGUUGCGGGGGCAUGCUGGAGCCUAUCUGAGCUGUCUUCGGGCGAGAGGCGGGGUACACCCUGGACUGGUCGCCAGCCAAUCACACAUAUAGACAAACAACCAUUCACACUUAAAACCAGUAUCAUAAAUAAACAAAUCUUAUUUUGAGCUGAAACAAAUAAACAAAAACAUGUUCGUGUGAAAGGUCUCACUUGCUCACAUUUUGUAUUUGCUGAACAUUUGUGGGCGUGUUUAAGAGCUAAUAUGAGAAUAAUAAAGAAAAAUAGUAAUACAAAAUUAUGCUUGCUGACUGUAUUUAAAAAAAAAUAAAUAAUGGCCCAAAGUUCCCAAAUUGAUAUCCCUUUACAUAAAAUUUUAUGUAAUUAUCGUUGUAGUUGCACAUCGAAUCGUUUACCACAAGAUAUUUCCUCUACUUAUUAUAGACAAAAACUUAUUUCCAUCUGUGAUUAAAUGCAAUUAAUUGUGAGUUAACUAUGGACAAAAUGCAAUUAAUCGUGAUCAAAUAUUUUCAUUGAUUGACAGCCCUAGUAAUUUUCAAUGCUUUAUUUGCACAAAUGAGGCUGUUUAAAAAAUUUAUUAACAUUUUUAAAAUGUCAGACCCUGCCAGACUCUUCAGCAAUACAAACUCUUUGCACACUUCCUGUAUCCAGUAUGUCCAGCCAUCAAAACAAAAGCACAGGAGUAAAACAUGAACAGUUCCGCCAUACAUUCUCUCCACACUUUUCACGCUGAAAACUUGCUUGCUGUGUGUUUUUUUAGACAAGCUCUUUCUCAUUCGAAAAAGAAAAAUCUCACCUAGUUUCACCUCUUGAUCUUCUAUUCGCACAUAUUCGGACAGUCAGUCCACUUUGAAAGAACUUCUUUUUUAAGUCUCUUAACUCUGCUGUACCAUUGCAAUCUGCACAACAGCAGCAGAGUUUACUGUGUAACGUGCGGUUAAUGAAUUGAUUGGCUGCAUAAGAAAAUACUGUACUUGCAAACAGAAUCCUAUCAAUGACUGGACAGUGUUCGUCAAUGUGCAAUAUGUUAUUACUGCUUGUUGUCACCUGUCAUUCACUGUGUUGCAUUGCAAAAUGGUACAGAAUAAAUUAUGUG
This is a messenger RNA of Doryrhamphus excisus (bluestripe pipefish), 12173 nucleotides long. It is a transcript of the gene mvk, whose product is annotated as mevalonate kinase. Gene Ontology annotation, molecular function: mevalonate kinase activity; ATP binding. The record is from RefSeq and is a predicted model, not a curated record. Gene Ontology annotation, biological process: isoprenoid biosynthetic process; cholesterol biosynthetic process; isopentenyl diphosphate biosynthetic process, mevalonate pathway. NCBI's taxonomy places the organism in Eukaryota, Metazoa, Chordata, Actinopteri, Syngnathiformes, Syngnathidae. Gene Ontology annotation, cellular component: cytosol; cytoplasm.